CCACAGCACUAACUACAUGCGGUGCUCAGUCACAUGUGUGUACGAGUCCAACGGAAUGCAGGAAGCUUUCGCAUUCCCAAAGAAAAGUCCUUACCGGGAAGCCAUUAAUUACCACCUGCUGCGCUUGAGGAAUGAGGGGGUGCUGGAUCAUCUGCUGUGGAACUUGUGGAAAGUGGGCAGCACACAGCACCACCAGCAGCAGUCCACGCCUAUGGUAGCUGCGAGGCAAGUCGUCCCAGCACUUGUGGUCCUGGUAGCUGCUGGAGUGAUAGCCCUAUGCCUGCCGUUGCUGGAGAAUGCCUGCUGUAGGAGGGGUGCAGAAGUAGUCUGUGCCACAGGUGGAUGCAAAGCUAGUGACUCCAGUUAUAGCAGUCACUGUUCUCUCCACCCCAUGCCUCCUGCUGCUGUGUACUAAUAGAAUACAAUUACCUUCAUGUUAAUUUUUUCAGUAUGUAUUUUACAACUUGUUCAAGGCAUAAAAAUAGUUGUACAUCCAUUCUCCCUAUUUUAUGUGCACACUCAGUAACAUUCAGGUGUGUCUCUGAAACAGGGUACGCAAUUGAGAGAUUAGUUUUCUGAUGGGCAAGUAGAUUUCAUAUCAUCUUCUUUGACAUUACUGUUCCAUCAGGCUGCACGUAUCCAUCUAAUACAGUGUUUCUCAACUUU
Molecule: messenger RNA, 666 nt
Organism: Schistocerca americana (American grasshopper)
Lineage: Eukaryota; Metazoa; Arthropoda; Insecta; Orthoptera; Acrididae
Exons: 2
Coding region: 17-415 (132 amino acids)
Source: RefSeq, a predicted model, not a curated record